AUGAUCUUCGGCGUGGGCGACCUACUGAUGAAGGCCGUGAAAGCACAGAUCAACUUGUGGUUCGCUCCACGAUUUCAAGUCCACCGAAUCGUUGGCUUGAUCUUCCUCCUCCAGUUCUUUGCUGCGAUCUUCUGGUAUGUGUGGGACUACCAGCAUUACCUGCGCACGCCACUGGUGUGGAGUUUGGGGCUCACAGGACUGCUGCAAGCCAUCACGGCCUCCUUGACCUUCACCUUCAUGCCGAAGGUGGCCGACCCGGGCUUUAUCGCCAUGGCUGACAAGGCGCCACUGAGUUACCGCUUCAUCGUGGAGAACAGUUUCUUUGCCAUGCUGUUGUCGUUUCAGUGCUUCUACAUGGACAACCGGAUCUACGGUGCAAUUCGAGCGUGUUGGCCGAUUGAACUUCUGUUCGUGUUCCUUCCCUACUACAUUCGACCACUGUGGCCCACUACCCGGAUCCGCCACGCGCUGGAAAAUGCAAAGAACAAGUCUGACAAGAAUCGUUUCUUUAUGGUGGCAUCCAGCUGGAUUGUGAAGUUCUUCUACAGCUUUGCCAAGCACUACAUCGGAUUCUUCUUGAACUACAUCCGCUUCCUGGGUCGUGUGACCCCAGAGGACCAAAAGAUCAUUCAUGGGAUCUUGCUUACCUCGAACUACAUGACCACCAUCGCCUUGUUCCUGCACACCUUGAAGUUCAAAGGCUGGUUAGGUCCUCGGCAAGCCACGGUGGCCUAUGAGGGGGCUUACAUCAUCACUGGGAUCUUCUAUUGGCAGUUCUUGGGCACAAUUGCACAGAACCUGGAUUUGGCGCUGCUGUGUUUCAUUGGCUUGGUCUUGAACUUUGGCCCCAGGCCCUUGUGGCACAUGUACCAGGCCUUGAUGCUCUGCUAUCUUUGCAGUGCACGAGCUCUACUUGAGUCUCCUGUCACGUCACUUCCCUCCAUCUUUUCCUUGCCAAAGAUGUUGCAAGAGCUGCUGGCAUGA
Durusdinium trenchii is the source of this 984-nucleotide messenger RNA. The record is from the annotation of a GenBank genome assembly. Lineage: Eukaryota; Dinophyceae; Suessiales; Symbiodiniaceae.